Myxocyprinus asiaticus (Chinese sucker) is the source of this 1712-nucleotide messenger RNA. RefSeq names its product peroxisomal membrane protein PEX16-like. Bases 77 to 1096 code for a protein of 339 amino acids. The transcript has 11 exons. NCBI's taxonomy places the organism in Eukaryota, Metazoa, Chordata, Actinopteri, Cypriniformes, Catostomidae. Gene Ontology annotation, cellular component: peroxisomal membrane. Gene Ontology annotation, biological process: peroxisome organization. The record is from RefSeq and is a predicted model, not a curated record.
GGAAGUUUCAGUUUCCCUGCACCGUGUGUUUCUACAAUGGGUUUUCUGUGAUCGAGGUUGAAUUGUUUGUGCUGUGAUGUCGUUGCUUUAUAUGGAUAAACUGAAGCGACUGUAUGAGCGCUAUCAGGAGUAUGUGAGGAAGAAUCCCGCGGCCACGGCUCAUCUCGAGAGCACAGUGCGUACGCUGAGUUACUUGAUCGCAGGUCGCUUCUCAGACUCUCAUGAACUCUCAGAGUUGGUGUAUUCAGCAUCCAACCUGCUUGUGCUUCUGAAUGAUGGCAUCUUACGGAAAAAUUUCUCUCGGACGUUGCCUGUGUCUCUCUCUAAGCUGAGGCUGUUAACCUGGUUGUCAGUUCUGGAGUAUGUGGAGGUUUUUACAGAGAUGGGGGCCAACAAGCUGUGGGGUGAGGCUGGACGCUGGCUCAUCAUUGUCCUUAUUCAGAUUGCCAAAGCGAUCCUGCGCUGUCUCCUGCUUUUCUGGUACAAAUCAGGCAUUCAGACAUCACCGCCUAUAAUUCCUCUGGAAAGGGAUUCACAGCUCUGUAAUGGAGAGAAGAACACAGAAGAGGAGGAGGACACAACUUUUGUAGGGCAGCGUUCAGGGAGAGUGGUACGACCACUUGGAAACGCACCAUCAUUACAGUCUCGUCUUUGGGGUCUCCCUCGUAAAAAUAAAAUAAGCAGGAACUGGGAAGAGGAGCUCCACUCAAGCCCCACCCCUCUGGGUCUGCAGGAAACAAUUGCAGAGUCCCUGUACAUUGCACGGCCUCUCGUUCAUUUGGCCAGUCUUGGGAUUUGUGUAAAACUUUCCUGGAAACCUUGGAUCAUCUCUGGCCUCUUAGAAAUAACCAGUUUCAGUUUGUUGAGCGACAUGAAGACAUUGAACCGCAGAGAGCGUGCUGAGAUGAGGAGACGUGCCUUCCUUCUCCUCUACUACCUGCUCCGCUCACCCUUUUAUGACCGAUACUCUGAGACAAAGAUCCUCUUCCUUCUGCGCUUCUUGGCAGAUUAUGUUCCUGGAGUCGGUUUGAUCGCACGUCCACUGAUGGACUAUUUGCCCAUUUGGCAGAAGAUCUAUUUUUAUAACUGGGGUUGACGUCAAAGUGAAACGUUCACAGGUCAACACAUCUAGACUGUUUGCAACAACUUGCUGGAUGCCUCAACUACACAAGGACUAAAAUCACACAUGUGCCAGAACAUUACAACCAUAAUCAAGGAGUUUUAUGGUUAAUAAGGAAGAGACACGGUGCUGGCGUCGUUUUAUGCAUUGAGACUUUUUCAGACACAUGUCAAAUGACUUAUAAGCCACACUGAAAACCCAAUCAUAUAUGCCUCAGUCAACAUGAAUGCCUUCCUUCUCAUCAAGAUGAUGAUAUCCAGGGAAUGGUUUUAAUGUACAGAAUAAUUGACUGGCUGAGAUGAAGUUAGUUAGACAGCUGUUUCUUCGUUUUAUUUUUGUUUUCCUUCAGUUUGUCUACAGAGUUUCUGCCACAGUUGGGAAAAUUAAUCUUUUAAAUAUAGAUGCUAUUCUAAUUAAAACUUUAUUAUCCACCAAGUAAAAAUGUUCCCCCAUGUUUUACAGGACUUAUGAGACUUCUAUCUAAACCAGCAUUAAAGGGUUAGUUCACCCAAAACUGAAAAUUCUCUCAUUAUUUACUCAUCCUCUUGAUAUCCCAGGUGUAUAUGACUUUCUUUCUUCACCAGAACACAUU